Molecule: messenger RNA, 998 nt
Organism: Ruditapes philippinarum (Manila clam)
Lineage: Eukaryota; Metazoa; Mollusca; Bivalvia; Venerida; Veneridae
Exons: 6
Coding region: 88-993 (301 amino acids)
Biological process (GO): immune response
Cellular component (GO): membrane
Molecular function (GO): tumor necrosis factor receptor binding
Source: RefSeq, a predicted model, not a curated record
UGGAAUACAGAACUGAUAUCUAGGUUUGUCUUGUACUGUGUUUUUUAAGUGUGUUGUAGGGUACAUUGUGUGUGAACAAGAAAAAGAAUGGAUGAAAGUGGCGUACUUGAAAAUUCAGAAGGAAAUACAAACACUUUUAAGCUACAUGGGACCCAAAAUGAGAACGGACGGACGGAUAAACGGGCGGACGUAUGGACGGACAAGAAAUUAAAAUGUACUCUAACGACAUUGGUUGCCGUAGCAAUCGUCAAUAUGAGUGUCUUACUUCCUUUGGUCGUUCACUUGCACCUAUUAAGACAACACAAGAUCGAAUCAGUAUGGUGCUCUCAAGGGAACCAUGACCUUCUGGACCAGCUUAUGGUAAAGACUAACAAAGAUAUGAAACAAUAUCGAAACAACGCAUGUGGCAAACUGAGCGACAUGUUGCAAAAAGUUGUUAAUCUGAAUAAAAGCUACAACAGUGACACUGGUCCAGAACCAGAGUUUCAUGGUUUAGAUAUCACAACAUUAAACUGCACAGUUUCAGAGAAAGUUGAAUCUACGUUAUAUCUUUAUAAUGUACUCUCACAUGCCAAACCAGUACCUGGGAAAAAUACCAAAGUAUACUGGGGCCCUAUUACAUAUUUGAUAACACAUCAUAUGAAAUAUGAAGAAGGAACCAUCUACAUCAAGCAAUCUGGCUAUUAUUUUGUGUUGUCUUUACUGACAGUAAGAGUACACAACAUGAAAUCGGUUGAUACCGUUAUUAACUUCGGUGACGAAACCCGUCACGUUGUUAACGUUAUACAGCACACAGAUGGGACUGAACGAGUUCUUCUUCAAAAUGUUAAAACAACGUGUGUAUUAUCCUUCGACAAUGGAGAAUGGUCAAGUAAUAUAGGAGCACCUUUUUACUUAAAUGAGCAGGACAGAGUAUACGUGGCCACAUCACAUCCGUAUAACAUUGUCAGUGGUCACAGUAAUAGUUAUCUAAGCAUUCAUACCAUUUUGUAAGACAA